Ruditapes philippinarum (Manila clam) is the source of this 1408-nucleotide messenger RNA. RefSeq lists its product as uncharacterized. NCBI's taxonomy places the organism in Eukaryota, Metazoa, Mollusca, Bivalvia, Venerida, Veneridae. The transcript is spliced from 3 exons. The coding region runs from base 729 to 1343 and encodes 204 amino acids. The record is from RefSeq and is a predicted model, not a curated record.
AUGAUAGGAAUUUUUACACGUAAGCAAUAACCGGCUAUCACGUAUUUUAUUAAGUUUAAAUAUUCUCGUUUGUUAAGAAAGCAUGUAGAUUAUUCGACUUUCUAUCGAACCUGCUUCCCGAGAAACAUAGUCAUGACCCCAGCAACGCUCGAGCGCUAAUUUCUAUUAUUAAGGCAUUAAUACACUUUAAUCACUGGUCCCUCCUCUCUAUAUUGUAUCUAUAUCUGACGUGUUCAUCAUAUACAAUAAGAUGUGUAUCAAGUUUCGUUAAGAUACGGCAAAAUGAGUACGCAUUCAAAAUAUAGAUUGUUUAUCUCAUUUAUAAAAUAUACACCGGCGUUUUCUGAAAAUAAUAAUAUAAAUGGAAAUUACGGAGAAAAGCACUAGCAAGUAUACAUUUAAUACUUUUGGGUUCCUAGUAUAUAUUUUGUCACUCUAUGACCAGGGCGGCAUUAAUUUCAGAGAUAACACUCUCUUUGACUUGGUGUUUUAUAAAAUUCUAUAAAUAACUUGGAUUUUCCUUAAAAUAGCCUAUCUGGUAUUUUAUUAUUUACGUAAUAAUUAUAUAAUAUAAUAUAUUUACGUAUCAGCAAAAUUAUUGAUUAUUAUAUGAAAUAUAUUUACCCACCGAGUGAUAUUAAUUCAGUAUUAGCUGAAAAACGGAGAGAAAAGACCAAGUAGAAAAAAAUUAUAUUAAGAAAUUAGAAAUUUAUUAUUUUUAGGACACCAUGUCUCACACUAAAGCGGUUUGUGUGUUUUGUCUUUGUCUUUUUUAUCUUUUGGCUUUUGUUUUUGGACUUCUUGCGCUUUUACUUCCAUACUGGGUAUCUGGCAAGGUGGAAGGAGUGAGGACGGUAACGGUAGUGAAACAAACAGAAAUUGGACUAUUUAAAGAGAAGAGCGAGUACUAUAUAAAAGAGGGCAACAUUACAGAUAAUGGCUUUCCAGAGAUCACUGGAACAUACAUAUAUCCAGAAACAGUUACAAUGGUGAAAGCGCUAAUGAUAGUCGGCCUUUCAUUGUUGUUUAUUCCACUGGUAUACCAGGCAAUAUAUGGAUGUAGAUGCUGUUGUCUUGAAAAUACAGCAAGCGAGAAUACCUGGAUUAAAUUUUAUGUCGCUAUGUCAUCCAUAGCUGUUUUAUCAGGUGGGUUUAUUCUAAGCUGCCCCCUUAUUUACUACGCUCACGUGAAAAGAGGUGUCGAGUCUGAGAUAAUAAGUUUCGGUUUAAGCUGGUACUUGGCUUUUAUAUCAGCUGGAUUCACAUUUAUUGUUGGACUUUGGUCAGUUCUUCAUUCCUGUUGCACAUUAUGCAGAACAAGGUCCCAAGACAAUGAACUAUAAGGCGGAAAAUCGUGCGCAAUAAACAAUCAGUAGUCUAUACCUAAUAAUAUUUAAUGAUGAUUGCU